Wyeomyia smithii (pitcher-plant mosquito) is the source of this 3338-nucleotide messenger RNA. RefSeq lists its product as uncharacterized. The transcript has a single exon. NCBI's taxonomy places the organism in Eukaryota, Metazoa, Arthropoda, Insecta, Diptera, Culicidae. Bases 42 to 3338 code for a protein of 1098 amino acids. The record is from RefSeq and is a predicted model, not a curated record.
AGAGGAGUGAUAUCGGUUUGUUGGGACUAUAGGAAACUACCAUGGCCUUAUCCGAUAUAUUUGGAAUCAGCAGGCACUCAAGUCGAAUGAACCACGGCCCAAAUUCGUUAUCGUCGUGCUUCCAAAAACCGGAGCUCCAGUUUUAUUAUAUCUCAGCUAAUUUUAAAUCGCAGUCGAGGAUAUUAUUAUAUAUGCAUGAAGAUCAGCAUCAUACUAGUUUCGAAUUCAAAAAUGAUAUAUCACAGAAGGAUGAAAAUGUAAAAAAACAUAGUAUUUCCUUCAAAAAAAUCUGGCGAGAAGCCGUAUUUUCUAUACCUGUUAUUAUAAUCAUUGUAACUGGAACUGUUACUAUCGCAACUUUACUUUUACUGUUGAUCAGAACUCGUCUUAAGAUCCAUCGUCGAGUUUACAUCAAUAGUACAGUACCACAUAUAUUAAGAACUAUGGAUGAAAAUGAAUUACCUCAUGUUGUGCGAGGGGAGCAUGGUUAUGACACGCAAGAAAAUUAUUUAGCAACAGAUGAAUUAGGAAGCUUUGUACCAGAAAACUAUGCCAAAUGUGUAGAAGAUACAAUAACAACGGUUCCUGUGGGUGCUAUUCGGAAGAAAAUUACAUCAUGUAAUUCAAUGAAACGUCACCCUCACGGCAAACUAUAUGAUAAAACACUGCUCAAUUCAUCCGUCAGCGGAACCUCGUCCGCAUCAUUGUCCUUUUUCAAUUCACCAUCUGCUAAUGAAAAACAUAAUGAUCAACUUAUUUCGCAUGAGCAGCAGAAGCAUGAAACAUACAAAAACAGUCAGAGUGUCGCGUAUUUGGAAAGUAAUGCUAACCAUGAAACUUCCACAGCUUGUCAAGAGCUAAUAGUGGAUGUUAUUCCUAAAAUUUCUAUUCAACAACGAGCUAUUUGUCCUUCGGAAAAUAUAAUUUCGGAAAAUUCUGAAUUUAUUAGGUCUCAUAUAUUAAAAUCAUCAUCUAAUAUGCAGAACAUUCGUUUAUCUCAAAUCAAACCAAUAAAUGAUAAAAAUAUAGAUAGCCAUUUGCCUAUUUCUGACGACAAAGAAAACUUUACAGCGUUCGAUCACCAAAAUAUAACUGCUAGUAAUGACGCAAAUGGAAGUGAAUGUGACGCUGCUACCUCUGCUACUGUCAACCAGGUUCUAACGUCGUUCAAGAAUAUGCCCAUUGAAACGGAACUAGAUACAGGUUGCAAAAGUACACAAAGAACUACUGAUCAGUUCCCGCUUUCACCAAAAUCCUCUCAGCAACAUAGAGAUUCUUCCCAAUUUGAUGUGAUUAAUAAUGGCAAAAAAGAUAACUCCUAUUUUCGUUUUCCUGAGGUAGACGUAUUAACACCCCCGAAAAGCGCACGUUUCUCAAACAGAAAGUUAUUCGUAGAAGGAAGCGACCUAGAAAUUCCUUAUAAUAUAGUAUCUUGUGCUUCUUCGAGCACUCGAGAACUGUCACCGCAAUGUCUAUGCAUAAGUACAAUUGAUUGCAUAUCAAAUUUGGAACACGAUCCGAAUGAUUGUUUCUCUAUGGCCAAAGUUGAAAAGGGUUCACAUGCAUAUGUGUAUUUCAAAGAUAAUGAUUUUGCUAAAACUCGUAAUGAUAGACGAAGUCGGUUGAAAUCAAUUUCACUUGACUCAGAAGGAGCUCGCUUAGUAGAGGAAAAUUUCACUAAAAGUAUUCCAGUUGAAGAAUUGGUUGAAAUUGCUGCUAAUCAGUCAAAUCACAUUGUGUCUGGAAACAAAUUGCAACUGCAAUCGCAAACUCAACGACAAAUAUUAGGUAGUAUCAGCGAUAACGACCAAGUGUCAUGCAAAAAACGGAACAUAUUUAAUUUGACACUGAAUUUGAACGACAAAGAUGACACAUUGAUUAAUGAAAAUAACUACAAGUUUAAUGAAAUUUACUUCGAAUACUAUGACUAUGAUGACGAUGAUUACGAACAUCAUGAAUACAAUAAACAAAAACAAGCAAUUCCAAAAGAUUGUACCGGAUGGCAAAAAAGGCACUUGUUUCAAAUGCAAACCCCGAAUAUUCCACUGUUAAUGCAUUCCCGUAACAAGGCAAAUUCUUUAGAUUCAGAUCGUUCUCUACAUCAGAUACAACCACAAUUUUCCACUUACUGUUCACUGGAUAAAGAGGAACACCAAACUAUUGCACACGGAGCAGCUUUGAACCAUUGUGCAUCUUUCUUACGUACAUCUUCCCUAUCAGUUCCUACAACCCCCAAACGUAAACCUUAUCGUAUCCAUCAACAACAGGAAAAUUCAAAGCCCUAUUUUUGCAACAGUGGCGAUAGCUUAUUUGACAUGAAUAAAAGUGUAGCUCUUGAAAGAAUAUUGUUCGGUGGGUUCCAACAAAAAUUAAAAAAAUUCGAAGAAAAUAUCGAUGGUUGUUCCAAAUUAGUAGACGUUUCAAACAAGAUCGAUACAAAAACAUCAUUUUUCGAUUUGACCCAGCGGAAAGAGCAAAAUUUGAGUAUAUCAAAUGUCAAUCUUAAAACUCUACCAGAAGUUUUUCCUGUCGGCAGUUUAGCAGAUUCUAACAGAUUUGAGAAACCAUACUAUCAAACGAUAAGUAAAAGUCGAUCAAGUAUACUACAAAGAAGAGGUUCCAACCAAAGUCUUACGCUUAAUCUUGACAUUACUUCCGGUAGUGGACACUUAUCCAAGCGACUAUCUGCUUCGAAUUAUAGCUUAGGAAACUAUAAAGGCUCUCGUCUAAGCCUGGCGAGUUCAUCAUUCAAUCUUCAACAACAGUAUGGCUGUAACCAAUUAAAUGUCAAAACAUUUCAAACCAAGCGAAACCUACUCCAAAGACGUGGUUCAAAUACAAGUCUUGUUUUGAAUUUACAAGGGUCAAACAAUAGCUUGAAUCAUUCUACCAGCAACAACUCAUUGAAUACUAAACAACAAAAAAGUGCUCGCCCGGCCAGAAAGGGUUUAUUAGAACGCCGCAACUCUAAUACUAAUUUAACCUUAUUCAGUGUACAAAAUCAUGAGCUAUCAACAUCCAACUGCAAUUUGCCGGGAUCAAUAUGCAGUUUAAAUAGCAUUGCAACUUAUCACACUCAUAAUGAACAAUCUGUCAUGGAAGAAGAAGAGCAACAAGAAAUUGUCAUAAAAGAAUGUUGGGUACCGGUAGAACGGUUAAAUGAACCACAUCUUAUGUUGACAUGUCAGCAGCAUACUGGGAGGAAAAAGUUUUUCAGCUCCGACAGUCUCAAUGACAUAGUGAACUUGCGUCUUGAAUGUUGUUGCACGCAAAAAACUACCAAUAUGGACAAUUCUAUCUACCAUGAAGGACAAACGGAAAACUCCUGUGGUAAGUAA